This is a messenger RNA of Heterobasidion irregulare TC 32-1, 2519 nucleotides long. RefSeq lists its product as uncharacterized. Gene Ontology annotation, biological process: chromatin remodeling. The record is from RefSeq and is a predicted model, not a curated record. Gene Ontology annotation, molecular function: protein binding; chromatin binding. The transcript is spliced from 10 exons. Lineage: Eukaryota; Fungi; Basidiomycota; Agaricomycetes; Russulales; Bondarzewiaceae. Bases 1 to 2379 code for a protein of 792 amino acids. Gene Ontology annotation, cellular component: RSC-type complex.
AUGCCGGUAACAGCAGCGCAAAAGACCGCUAUCGAGGGGGUCCUCAAAGCCAUCACUGGGCUCACGAGCUCUAAGAAAAAACGACAGUUUGCGGAAAUGUUCUUGGAGUUGGUGGAUCGAGAGUCCUGGGCAGACUACUAUGAGGUCAUCCCGGAACCGAGAUCUCUCAACGGCAUCUCCGAAAAAUUGAGGGCGAACAAAUACAAGGAUGCGUUGCAGGUGUACGAGGACCUGACGCUUGUGUUCCUCAACGCGCUCUACUACAAUGAGCCGAGUAGUCAGAUCGCCAAGGACGCACAAACGCUCAAGGCUUUGUUGGCCACGGAGUGGAGGCAGCACGCCGUCCUGCCCGCACCGCCCGAAUCACCUCCACAAUCGUCUGCCCAGAAACAGCACGCGGGCACUGGAUCAUCCGUAGCACCAGCACCUCCCGCAGUGGCAGCUGUAGCCGAGUCUGCAGCCGCAGUCGCACCUACACCAUCUCCGGCGACAGUCUCCACACCUGCCACAAUUACGCCCGCCCCUGCGCUGGUUCCAGCCCCAACCCUCGCUCCUGUAGCAGUGCUACCAAAGCCUACCUUGACCAAGUCCCCUCAGCGGCCCUUGACCCCUGACAUCGAAAUAGAUGUGGGAGGGACGCCCGAGCCAGAGAGUAUGGGCGUCGGCGAGCCGAUGGCGCGUGAUGUAGAUGGUGAUGCGAUCGUGCAGCAAUUGGAGCGCGGACUGCCACGCUGGGAAGGGCUGGCGGACGUUGCUUGGAUGGCGCAUGGCACUGCGGACCGGUGGUUGGAGGUCGUGUUGGCGAUCAAAAGCCACAAGGAUAUCAUAGGCAAUCGGUUGUCCGUUGCCUUGGAAGCCGUUCCGGAGGAGUCGACAAUUCCCUAUCUCUCGUACAAUUUUCCUCUUUCGCUUAAACUCAUCGAGACUCGUGCUCGCAGUAAAGGUUACGACUCAGCUAAAGCCUUCGAUAGAGAGAUGAUACAGCUGUUCGAAAAGGCUCGCAAAUGGCAUGAUCCGGGCUCCGAAGCCUACGGACGGGUCCUUCUUCUCCAGCGCCUGUAUCAAGCAAUCACGUCGCCAAAUCCCCCCGCAGGGCCUCCAUACGCAUCCGCCACGAACUUUGCUUCCCUUCCUGCUGGCCCGGGCACUGCUCGGCCUUUGCACUCCUCUGACUCUGAGAAGCAGCCCGGCGUGACGACAUUCCGGGUCUCUACAAAGGACAAGACGUUCGUAGACGAGGUUCAAUACAAGGGCUGGACCAUCAGACUUGCUGAUUGGCUACAUCUGAGCAACCCAGACGACCCUGCUAAGCCAAUUAUAGCUCAAGUGUUCAAGUGUUACGUUUCAGAUGAGCCUUCAAAACGGGGCCAGCCGGGCGUGUCAGUUUGUUGGUAUUACAGGCCGGAACAAACCUUCCACCCCGCGCACCGUCAAUUCUGGGAAGGCGAGGUUUUCAAGACCAGCCAUUUUGCAGAUCACCCAGUCGAGGACAUCAUCGAGAAAAUCGCCUGCCAGUUCACCGCCCGACAUAUUCGCGGACGGCCACGCCCGCCAUAUUGGUACCUGGGUUGGCCCUUAUACGUGUGUGAUUCGCGGUACAAUGACCGUGAACGCAUCUUCGUCAAAAUCAAGAAUUGGAACUCUUGCGUGCCCGAGGAAGUGCGCAAGUCGACGGAAUUCAUGCCUAUAUACCCGUUUGAGCGUCCCGUCCACCCGCGUCUGUUCGCCAGCCCGUUCUUGCAGGGCAAACUCAAGGGCCCCGGAGGCAUCGGCGAUUCCGUGGAGAAGGUAGAGGGUGAAAAGGUGGAGGGUGGUGGGACUGGGCGCAAGCGCUCAAAGAAGAGCCAUCCGUCUGCUACUGAUAUCUCUGGCCCGAGCAAAGGCCUGUACGUUGGGAUUCCAGGGACCAAUAUCACCUCUGCGACUCCAGCCAUGGGAUCGCUUGGAGGCUACUCUUCAUACGCCGGUCAAUACGGCCUUCCUUUGCAAGGACAGCGCGCGCAGAGCACACAACCUCGGCCGACGGAAGACAGGUCGAUUGUCACCGCUGCUGGUGGGCUUGCCGCCCUUGGCAACUCCAUCACGAUAGAAAAGCUGCCUCCGGAGACCGCGAGACACUUCGAUCGCGACCCGGAGACAAACGAAGUGCUCUGGUUCUCUGCGCCCCCUAUCAACGUCGCACAUCAACGUGCGCCGACUUACAGCUUGAAGUACCUGCAUUGGCUCGCUACAAAACGAAAGCGAUCAGCACAGGGUGCCAACGCAACGGACGAUGACCAGGAGGGCGGGCCUGCGCAGAAGAAGCAACGAGCUCGUCCCACAGUGUCCGAGUCAAUAAAUGCGCUUUGGGCUGAUCUUCAGCUGGACGCGAGCAGUUGAUCUACGCAAGAGGUAAUGGAAGUCUUUGCCUUUGCUAAUGGCUCCACUCGACGUAACUUAUUCGCAGAUGCUUGUCAUGUACCUUACCUUUCGCGCUGUCUCAUCCCAAUGUGCUUAAUAUAUACCACUUGUUGUAUACC